Molecule: messenger RNA, 1959 nt
Organism: Populus nigra (black poplar)
Lineage: Eukaryota; Viridiplantae; Streptophyta; Magnoliopsida; Malpighiales; Salicaceae
Product: 3-isopropylmalate dehydratase large subunit, chloroplastic-like
Exons: 15
Coding region: 178-1710 (510 amino acids)
Biological process (GO): amino acid biosynthetic process
Molecular function (GO): 4 iron, 4 sulfur cluster binding; 3-isopropylmalate dehydratase activity
Source: RefSeq, a predicted model, not a curated record
CAAAUCGCAUGCCUGUAUUAAUAGCAGACUCGUGUGUCGAGCGUGCUCUUCUUCUUCUUCUCUAUAGCAGCCUCCAUUUUUUCUUCCUAAGGACAAGACAGGACAGGAACCAAACACAGCAUUGCUAACUUAAAACGCUAGCAGUGCAGUGGUUUUUAUCAUCAAACAUUGCCAAUCAUGGCUUCCUCUACCAUUUCUCCAAACUCCACAUUCUUCAUCACCAAAAAGGAUCCGGGUUUGUCGGCCUUUUCUUCAUCAUCACCAUCACCCUUUUCGAUCCCCAAAUGCAAGAAAUCAAUUUCAAAAAAAAUAGUAUCGGUCAUGUCUCCUCAGCAAUCAGAGCGCAGGCCUGCCACAACUGGCUCGGUCAAGACUGCGUUGACAAUGACAGAGAAAAUCUUUGCUAGAGCCUCUGAGAAGCCCCAGUUGAUCCCAGGUGAGAAUGUUUGGGUCAACGUUGAUAUCUUGAUGACCCAUGAUGUUUGUGGCCCUGGUUCUAUUGGGAUCUUCAAGAAAGAGUUUGGACAGGAUGCUAAGGUUUGGGAUCGUGAAAAGGUUGUCAUUAUACCAGAUCAUUAUAUAUUCACUAAAGAUGAACGUGCAAAUCGCAAUGUGGAUAUAUUGAGAGAUUUCUGCAAUGAACAAAAUAUAAAGUACUUUUAUGAUAUCAAGGAUCUUGGUAACUUCAAGGCUAACCCCGACUACAAAGGUGUAUGCCAUGUUGCACUUGCCCAAGAAGGUCAUUGCAGGCCUGGAGAGGUCCUGUUAGGAACAGACUCACACACAUGUACUGCUGGAGCAUUUGGCCAAUUUGCAACUGGAAUUGGCAACACUGAUGCUGGUUUCGUAUUAGGCACUGGGAAGCUCCUGCUCAAGGUGCCCCCAACUCUGAGAUUUGUAAUGGAUGGUGAAAUGCCUGAUUAUUUGCAAGCGAAGGACUUGAUUUUGCAAAUUAUUGGUGAAAUAUCUGUUGCUGGUGCCACAUAUAAAUCGAUGGAGUUUGUUGGCUCAACUGUUGAAAGUUUAACUAUGGAAGAGCGGAUGACAUUAUGCAACAUGGUUGUUGAAGCUGGGGGAAAGAAUGGUGUUGUCCCUGCUGAUAGCACUACAUUCAAAUACCUUGAGGAUAAAACGACUCUGCCAUAUGAACCAGUUUAUAGUGAUGCACAAGCAAGAUUUCUUUCAGAAUACAGAUUCGAUAUCUCAAAAUUGGAGCCAUUGGUUGCAAAGCCUCAUUCUCCUGACAAUCGUGCUUUAGCAAGAGAAUGCAGAGAUGUCAAAAUUGACAGAGUAUAUAUCGGAUCUUGUACUGGUGGAAAAACAGAGGAUUUUAUGGCUGUAGCCAAAGUCUUUCUAGCUUCUGGUAAAAAGGUCAAAGUUCCCACAUUCCUUGUCCCUGCUACCCAAAAGGUUUGGAUGGACGUAUACACUCUCCCAGUACCAGGAUCUGGUGGCAAGACUUGCGCCCAGAUUUUUGAAGAAGCUGGGUGUGACACACCUGCAAGUCCUAGCUGUGGUGCCUGUUUGGGAGGCCCUAAAGACACUCAUGCUCGCAUGAAUGAGCCUAUGGUCUGCGUCUCCACAACAAAUAGGAACUUCCCUGGCCGUAUGGGACACAAGGAAGGCCAGAUAUAUCUUGCCUCUCCUUACACGGCUGCAGCAUCUGCUUUGACUGGUUUUGUCACUGAUCCAAGGGAGUUCUUACAGUAGGCAUUGGUGUCAUGUUUCUUUGCACACAAAACUGUACCCGUAAUUUAGUAAUGUGGGAGAAUAAAUAAUUGGUGCUAUUCCGAGUCCAAAAAUUUCUAGCAUGUCUCAACCGUUAUGCUGCUUGAAUGUAACAUGUUUACUUGAGGUACAAUAUCGCACUUUAACCAUUUUGAAGUGUUCAUGUACAAGGGAUUGUGGUACGGAUGGAAUAUGUUGCUUAUAAUGGCACUUUACCCUAUUUUACUAUGA